AUGAGGGCAAGUGCUCCUCAUUUUGUAGAUGGAAGGUGGCAACCCUGCAUCAGUCGUUAUAUUGCAAAUACGCGAUCGAAUUCAAUAGAGGGAGCAGUACUCCAAAAAUCUGUCGGGAGUUUACUGCUUAUCUCUAAAUUACAGUCAAGAGUUAAAAAAAAUCUCGCGAGAAGUGUCAAUUUAGUUCACCAACAUGGCGGUUGGAAGUUAGUUCCAGAGGGUAAGGUGAGUUUAAUCGCCUUCACUUUAGGACUCUCAGUAAUUUUACUGCCAUCAGUGGCUCGUAUGGUUUCUUCAACCGAGUCGCUCCUGACGGGGACGCGGGGUCGAAUAGUGCUGGUUGUGCAUAUUGCAGGAUUGAAUGGUCUGCUGUUGCUCCUUUUCAGGGCGCAUCUGUACCAGGUUGCCAUCAGAGCUUGUUUCUUGGGCUUUGUGUUCGGCAGUAGUGUGUUGGUGAGCUGUGGACAUGCCUCAUGGAGGCCGUUUGGCUGGUAUCUAUGUUCCUUGACAUUCUUUCACUAUUCUGAGUACCUGAUUACAGCUAUUUACAAUCCACAGUCUUUAUCCCUGGACUCCUUUUUGCUGAACCACAGCUUUGAGUACACAGUAGCAGCUAUCUCAUCAUGGGUAGAAUUCACAGUGGAAAAGUUCAUGUUUCCUGAAGUUAAACAGAUGACUUUAGUCAGUGUUAUUGGACUGGUGAUGGUGAUUAUAGGAGAGGGCCUUAGGAAGGCUGCCAUGGUAACUGCCGGUUCAAAUUUCAACCACAUUGUACAGAAUGAAAAAUCAGAAAGCCAUGUCCUAGUUAAAAAUGGUGUAUACGCUUGGUUUCGACACCCUUCCUAUGUAGGCUGGUUUUACUGGAGUAUUGGUACACAGGUGAUGCUGUGUAACCCCCUCUGCAUGAUUGGCUACACCCUAGCUUCGUGGAGAUUUUUCAGGGAGAGAAUUGAAGAGGAAGAAAUUACAUUGAUUAAGUUUUUUGGAGAAGAAUACUUGGAAUAUAAGAAGUGUGUGCCAACUGGCCUGCCAUUUAUUCAUGGUCUCAAAGUGGAGUUGUAAUCUUAAGUGGAACUGUGGUAUGCAAAAAAAAAAAAGCAAAACAAAGAAGAAAACUCUUAGGCCAUGCACAGUGUCAGUGGUCAGGCAGGAUAGACUGAUACAAAUGAAGUUUCUGGGGAGGAGAGUAAUAGUACCGUGAGGAACAUCAUUGACCGCCCUUGUAUUUUACUUCUUGGGGUCUGUUAACUGGCACAGCUUGCAGAUGAGAUUGUGUUUGUAGGGUUGCAGGACUAAAUAACUGCAGAAUGAUUUGUGUUAAAGUGAUAAUCUGCAGAAAAGGUAGGUAUAUUUCUAGCAUUCAUGAGCUCAUCAAAUAGAGACAAGCAGUGUACAUUUUCAAAGUUGAUUUGCAGUUGGUCAGUCAUUUUUAGUUACUUAAAAUCCUGUUUAAAGGAUUUGUUCAUUAUACCUGAUUUUUUUUCAAGCCCUUAAGAAAAGUAUUAAGUUUUUUAGUACGCAGAUUACGUUUUUCUGUUUGGGAAAUGCCAGUGGGAUUAUAGGUUUCAGACCUCCAACAGUACCUUAAGCCAUGUUUACAGUAUUUUAGGAGCCCAAAAAUGGCAAAAUAGAUAUGGUAUCUGCCUUGGUUUAAACUUAUACCGGAGCUAUUUUAAUUUUUUCUGGGAUUAGGAUUUACUGCAGUACAGAAAAUGCACAAACCAUAACUCUGCAAGGAAAUGUUUAUUCCGCUUGCCCUUUGUAGUGCUUACAGUAAACUAUCUUAAAUUGG
This is a messenger RNA of Protopterus annectens (West African lungfish), 1792 nucleotides long. RefSeq names its product isoprenylcysteine carboxyl methyltransferase (gene ICMT). The record is from RefSeq and is a predicted model, not a curated record. Gene Ontology annotation, molecular function: protein C-terminal S-isoprenylcysteine carboxyl O-methyltransferase activity. Lineage: Eukaryota; Metazoa; Chordata; Ceratodontiformes; Protopteridae. The transcript is spliced from 6 exons. The coding region runs from base 1 to 1062 and encodes 353 amino acids. Gene Ontology annotation, biological process: C-terminal protein methylation. Gene Ontology annotation, cellular component: membrane; endoplasmic reticulum.